AACCUACAUAUAUAUAACGGGGGAUCCCACCACAUCACUCCGAAUACAAAUUUCAUUAUCCAAUAACUUCUUAAUGAUUAAUUUUGGAAAAUUCAAUAAUAAUAAUAAUGUUUAUUGUAAUUUAAAUGUUGAAGAAUCCUCUCGUUUGUAAUUUGUACUAGAAUAAAUUUUGAAAAUUAAUACGUUAAAUUUAUUCCUACAGAGGGCGAUAAUGUAGCUGUUAGCUAAAUACAUGUGAAUUUUGAAUUCUGGCACUGGUUUAGGUAUUCAAUGUUUAUACAAAUUAAAACUAUUAAUAACAUUUGUUUCUUCAACGAUUGACUAACUUGAAUUCUCAUAAAAAAAUAUUUACUAACUGCACUUGAUUUGUUUCUAAAUGGAGUCUUAAGUAGAAGAAUGUAUAAAUUACGGAUCAAUCUUUUACCUACGUGCACCGUCAUGGCGGCUGUUUCCUUUCUUCUGUUUGUUGGAAUCGGGGAACAGUGGGGACGCAUGUUCUAACCUAAGCUAACGUAUUCUAAUGAUUUGGUAAUUUAUUAGAAUAAGUGAAAUUUUUGCAUGGACUGGCAGUUGAAAAGCACUGACUAUGGGAUCAAAGAUUCCACAAGCACCAAUCCCACCACCUUUACCUCCAUCAAUACCUACAACAUUUAAUGCAAAAAUUACUACUGAAAACACAUUAUUAAGUCAAGAAACUGAAAUAACAAAAGCUUGCCAAGCAUCCUGGAAUUAUAUUACUAAUGGGAAAGUUGAUAGUUUUAUUAUUUCAGUGUAUCAUCAAGUGAAACCAAUUCUUCAAGAUGGACCGAAAUGUGGUCUAGUUGCACUGUGUAUGGCAAGUCAAUUAUUAUCCAAAACUUUAAUGGUUGAUGCUGCUUUUGAGAGAGCAAAAGAAUUAAGGUUUACAAAGAAAGGUGAAAUGUUUUCAGAAAGUUAUGAUGCUGAUAGUAACCAUGAGCCAUGUUGUAAAAAAGGACAUACUGCACAUUGGGCUGUUAUUACAGGCUUUUGCAUCAUUAUUGAUGAAAAUCAAUGUGAAUCUUUGAAACUAUGCUCAAAAGAUACUGAUCCAUCUCAUAUCAUUCAUUGGAAAAACAAUUCAUUUCCUUUUAAUGUUGAUGAAAAUACUCCAGUUUUUGUCUUUGCAAGACAAGGAAAGAGCAGUAGAGUACAAAUUUGGAACUUUGAUCAGUUAUGUAAAAGCAAUAAAAAUUUAUCAGAAUUUAGUGUGAAACAUAUCGCGAGUGACUUCAUUUUACCAAAAAAUGGUAUCCAAAAUGAAUUAUCUAAUCAUGCUAUUUUAUUAAAUAAAUGCUGAAGAACUACAAGUCUGUAAGUAAUUACUUUAAUAUUUAAUUAUUAUUUAUUUUUGUUUAAGAUUGUAUUUUAUUGACUAUAUAUUCACAAACUUUCAAUGAUAUGUUUAGGCAUUUAAAUCCAUAAAAAAGAAAAAAGAAUUUAUUGCUUGUAAAUCUAGAAACAUUUUGUUAGAUA
Molecule: messenger RNA, 1494 nt
Organism: Centruroides sculpturatus (bark scorpion)
Lineage: Eukaryota; Metazoa; Arthropoda; Arachnida; Scorpiones; Buthidae
Product: UPF0692 protein C19orf54 homolog
Exons: 5
Coding region: 587-1318 (243 amino acids)
Source: RefSeq, a predicted model, not a curated record